AUGGGCUCGAAGGCUCUCAUUUUCGCUUGCAUAGCCUUGUUUUUGGCUAUAAUGAUCACUUCCGAGGUUUCUGCUCGGCAGUUGGCUGAGGAGAACUCCAACCCAUCUGAAGAACCAAAAACAACUGAGACCGCUGCAGGGUUUGAGGAAGCCAAGCACUAUGGAGGUGGCUACGGCGGAUACCGUGGCGGAGGAUAUGGUCGUGGAGGUGGUUACGGUGGUGGAUAUGGUGGCGGAUAUGGCCGUGGUGGUGGUUAUGGUAGAGGUGGCGGCUAUGGUCGCGGAGGUGGUUACGGCAGAGGUGGUGGUUAUGGAGGCGGUGGUGGAUACGGUGGUGGUGGCGGUUAUGGCGGAGGAGGCGGUUACGGUGGUGGUGGAGGUUACGGAGGAGGUGGUGGUUAUGGUGGCGGCCGUGGCGGUGGCUAUGGUGGCGGGAAUGGAGGCUAUGCUCACGAGGCAAAUAACGAGCCCUAA
Messenger RNA from Oldenlandia corymbosa var. corymbosa, 474 nucleotides. Lineage: Eukaryota; Viridiplantae; Streptophyta; Magnoliopsida; Gentianales; Rubiaceae. The record is from the annotation of a GenBank genome assembly.